Molecule: messenger RNA, 778 nt
Organism: Asparagus officinalis (garden asparagus)
Lineage: Eukaryota; Viridiplantae; Streptophyta; Magnoliopsida; Asparagales; Asparagaceae
Exons: 3
Coding region: 93-569 (158 amino acids)
Source: RefSeq, a predicted model, not a curated record
UUUACUUUGUGCCUGAUGAUCAGAUUCCAUACUCCAUUAUCUUCACUUAUAAGUAUGUUCCGCUCUGUCAUCUUCCGUCACUUCGGGAAACAAUGGGUAUGAUCGGUAGGUCACCACUAACCAAGUGCGAGGUGAAAUUCUGGAUUGAUUUGGCCAAGGACGAAUAUGGGAAGGGCGUUAGCGCAGAGCAACGGGGAUUACUCAAUGAGGCCAUCUGCCAUCAUGAAAACGCGCGCAGGAUUUUCUUCGAGCUCUAUCCUAAUCAUGUAUCUCCCCUUCCUUCCUCCUCGAGCUGCGACCCCAAUGAGCGAUUUCGGCUGACCAUGGACGAGUGGAUUGGGCCGUCGACGGAGAGGUUGGACGAGUUAUAUCGCCGGCAAGCAGACAGAGACAAUGAGUUAUAUGAGCAGCGUGCCGGAGUUCAAUCCUUCGCCUCCUUAGAUAAGUCUCCGCCAAGCAUCAAUAUCAAGCAAAAUGGAGGAGGAGGAGGAGGAGGAGGUGGUGGUGGUAAAGGAGGAGACGGUAGCAAACAAACAGUUAAUAUCUAUGUAAACGGAGUCAAGAUCUGAUCCACCUCACACUAACUACUUCUAUUUCCAGCUCCUUAUUAAUUGUGUGUUAUAUCGAAGUACUUGCGUGGAUUUUAGCUUGACAUCUUGAAGGCAAUAAAUAUAGAAGCAUUGACUUCUAUUAAUGCUUACAUUGUAAGUUGUUCGUGUUGUAAAAUAGUAUACUGCUCUAUUUCUUUUAUUUUGCUUGUUUUUAUUGAAAAUAAAGA